Penicillium robsamsonii is the source of this 627-nucleotide messenger RNA. RefSeq lists its product as uncharacterized. The record is from RefSeq and is a predicted model, not a curated record. The transcript has a single exon. NCBI's taxonomy places the organism in Eukaryota, Fungi, Ascomycota, Eurotiomycetes, Eurotiales, Aspergillaceae. Bases 1 to 627 code for a protein of 208 amino acids.
AUGAAUCUCAGCUGGCUACCCUGGCGCACCCAACGCCUUCACGCAGCCGUGAGAAGCAAAGCGACAUGGGGCUAUGUCAUUUAUCGCACCACCUACACUCCUCAGUCCGAUACUGCCUUCUCCCAGAUCGUCGAUCUACUCAACUCCUACAUCAAACACGAAUUAUUUUCCGAAUACGCUUCGACGCCGAAGAGUAAACUACACUGCGCAGAGCCUACUGCAUAUCACGAGAUCUGGGCCCAACACCGUCCAGUCAUCAUGGCCGAUCCGGCCCAGUUCGACGAAGCCCCGAUAGACUCAGUUCGUGCUCAUUUUGAGUCCUGGGUCAAUUCGAGAGAGAAACGAAAUCAUACAACGUGUAUAGUGAUUGACGAUGAGUCACUCCGGGCAUUUUUGGAUGCUCAGCCGACGAAGUCCGAGUCCGACAAGAUGGGGAUUAAUUCGAUUCCCUAUAUCAAGGUGUUAACGGCAUUGCCGGAGACCGAUGAAUACGAUAGUUUCAUGGGUGCGGAGUAUCCAGGGGAAUGGUCGGAUAAGAGAGGUAUUCAUCCGAUCCCCCGUGGGAAGGAGGUGACAGCAUGCUCGGAGUCCGAUGACGACGAGUAUGAUAGUUUCCUAGGGGGAUGA